AUGGGCGAUUACGACCAGCUUUACCAGCAGGGGCUGUACCUCGACCCCAACCAGCAAGAUCUCCUUCUGGCUGCCCUCUCCUCCAACAACCCCUCCCAGAAGCCCGAACCCAAUGCUUCCUACAUCAAACCUGAUCACAGCCCGGAUCAAGCUUCGUCAAAUGGUCCUAGUGGUCCUCCGUCCGACGGUCUCGACGGCAGCUACUCCAACCCCAAUGCUUUUCGGUAUGCCGAUGACGAAAGUCCCUUCCUGGACUUUAACCCCGAGGUGGAUUUUGAGUUCCCCAACUCAGAGGAUCUGAUUGGGGAUCUUCCGGGCAGUGCGUCGACGUUCGACUAUGAGCUCGGCGAGAAGAGGAAGUCCAUGGACGGCAAAUCUGAGAUCGAUGGCGAGGAGAACGGGAGAAAGCGACGGGAAAGCGAGGCGAAGAAGCCUGGGAGGAAGCCACUGACCUCGGAGCCAACAACUAAGCGCAAGGCUCAGAACCGCGCCGCGCAGAGGGCCUUCAGGGAACGCAAGGAGAAGCAUUUGAAGGACCUGGAGACCAAGGUGGAUGAGCUGCAGCAGUCGUCAGACACGGCGAAUCAAGAGAAUGGCUUGUUACGCGCCCAGGUGGAACGAUUGCAAGUGGAGCUGCGCGAAUACCGCAAGCGACUCUCGUGGAUGAGCAAUGGUAGCGGCAUAUCGGCAAUGAGUGCCAUCCCGGGUAUUCACUCCAAAGGCUCCCAGGGCCUUCACAACAGCGAGUUCUUGUUUGAUUUCCCCAAGUUCGGGGACUUGCCCGGUGGACAUCUUUUCAAUGGGCAAGCGGGGAAGAACGACCAGUCCAAGUCCAAGGACAACUCUCCUCGUGCUCCGGGGGUGUUGAGUCGCGACACAGCCAGACCCAACACCGGCACGAAUGCCGCGGGUACCAAGGCGAACGGCGCACGCUCCAACGGCACCCCCAGCAGCUCAACCUCGUCCAAGCCGGGCUACAAUCACAAAUCCCCUCUCGAUGUUUCGACCUCAGACUCCCCAUCAUCAUCAUCCGACUCGCAUCAAAGUCAGCUACUUUCGUCGAACGGAACCUCACCCGAGCCAAGCAUGAACUCUCCCCACGACGCAAAGUCCCACGAGGCACAUCAUGGGGAUGCUUGCGGCAUACACACCACCAUUGAUGGUGAAAAGUCUUUCUGCGCGCAACUUGGCAUGGCUUGUGGCAAUAUCAAUAAUCCCAUUCCAGCCGUGCGAGAUCAAAAAGCCAAGUCCAACAGCGUUUCCAACAACACGUCUAACAAUACGCCUGGCCGAACCGAAGAACCCACCGAGGGCUCUGGAGACGACACUCUUGGACUCGACUGGCUGGCACAGCAAAAUGGUGGUCAAUUCGAUCCAGUGCUGUUUGGCGACUGGCGCGAGCCCCAAGACGCUGUACUCUCUCAGGACUUUGGAUCCUUCUUCAAUGAUGCAUUCCCUCUGCCGGACUUGGGCAGUCCAUCUCACAACAUCACCGAGGCGGCCACUGAGCAACCGCCCAAGAAGGAUGCUGUCAGCCAAAACGAUAAGAAACUGGAGGAUGAAGUCGUUCCAGGAGAGGACAAGUCAAAGAUGUUGUCGUGCACGAAGAUUUGGGAUCGGUUGCAAUCUAUGGAGAAAUUCCGCACCGGCGAGAUCGACGUUGACAAUCUCUGCACCGAGCUUCGCACCAAGGCGCGCUGUUCAGAGGGCGGCGUAGUCGUGGACCAAAACGAUGUCGACGCCAUCAUGGGCCGAGCCAGAAACCAGCUUUGA
This is a messenger RNA of Penicillium alfredii, 1773 nucleotides long. RefSeq names its product putative bZIP transcription factor AP-1/Yap1 (gene yap1). NCBI's taxonomy places the organism in Eukaryota, Fungi, Ascomycota, Eurotiomycetes, Eurotiales, Aspergillaceae. The record is from RefSeq and is a predicted model, not a curated record. Bases 1 to 1773 code for a protein of 590 amino acids. Gene Ontology annotation, cellular component: RNA polymerase II transcription regulator complex. The transcript is spliced from 3 exons. Gene Ontology annotation, molecular function: transcription cis-regulatory region binding; DNA-binding transcription activator activity, RNA polymerase II-specific.